Messenger RNA from Dunckerocampus dactyliophorus (ringed pipefish), 2471 nucleotides. It is a transcript of the gene calcrl2, whose product is annotated as calcitonin receptor-like 2. NCBI's taxonomy places the organism in Eukaryota, Metazoa, Chordata, Actinopteri, Syngnathiformes, Syngnathidae. Gene Ontology annotation, cellular component: plasma membrane. The transcript has 13 exons. Bases 54 to 1643 code for a protein of 529 amino acids. Gene Ontology annotation, biological process: adenylate cyclase-activating G protein-coupled receptor signaling pathway; angiogenesis; cell surface receptor signaling pathway. The record is from RefSeq and is a predicted model, not a curated record. Gene Ontology annotation, molecular function: adrenomedullin receptor activity; calcitonin receptor activity; calcitonin gene-related peptide receptor activity.
AAGUUCGUGUGUGCGCUCUGAUUCCGUUUAUUUGAGAGCUGAGCAGCUGGUGAAUGACCAGUGUUGUUAUAGGGCAGCAUGAGACUCUCAUCUUCCUACCAGGGAUGCACACAUUGGACGAAAAAGGCCGUUUGAUGGCUCAUUUCAAGAAAAGUGACAUGUGGAAGACCGAAAUUCCUCUGCUGAUGUUUGUACUAGUGCUGGGCUCACAGGUUACACGUUGCGAGGACCUGGGGUCCAUGGAAGGAGAUACAUUAGCCUUGCAGGAUCAGCAGGGGAAUGUGGGCGACAUAUUCGCAGUUCUGGGAACGACACGUCACCAGAUCCUGACUGCGCAGUUUGAGUGCUACCUGAAGAUAAUCCAUGAUCCGCCGCGAGCAGAUGAAGGUAAUUACUGUAAUCGCACGUGGGAUGGCUGGCUGUGUUGGGGGGAUUCGCCACCAGGGACUGUCGUACAGAUGUGCCCUGAAUACUUCCACGACUUUGACCCUGCUGAGAAAGUGACCAAAGUAUGUAAUCCUGACGGCCAGUGGUUCCACCACCCAGAGAGCAAGAGAGUGUGGUCCAACUACACUCAGUGUCAGAUCUACACCAAAGACAAACUGAAGUUUGCCAUCAGUCUCUACUACCUAGCCAUGGUGGGUCAUGGCCUCUCCAUCGUCUCCCUCAUCAUCUCCCUCAUCAUCUUCUCCUACCUCAAGAGUCUUAGCUGCCAGAGAAUCUCCCUCCACAAGAACACCUUCCUCUCCUUCAUUUUCAACUCAGUUGUUACCAUCAUGUGGCUUUCUCUCACGGUGGCCAACAACCAGGCCAUCAACGCCAGCAAUCCGGUGAGCUGUAAAGUGUUGGCUGUGUUGACUCAGUACACAUUGACCUCCAACUACUUCUGGAUGCUGUGCGAGGGCAUCUACCUUCACACUCUCAUCAUAGUGGCCGUCUUUGUCGGGGAGCAGCAGCUCUUCUGGUACUAUGUCCUGGGAUGGGGCUUUCCUAUCAUUCCUGCCAUCACGUAUGCUGUGGCUCGUGGCUUUUUCUUUAAUGACAAGUGUUGGUUCAGCUCACACACUCACCUGCUCUACAUCAUUCAUGGCCCCAUUCAAGCUGCACUGCUGGUCAACUUGUUCUUUCUGCUGAACAUUUUGCGGGUUCUGAUCACCAAGCUGAAGGAGACUCACUGUGCCGAGUCCACUACUUACAUGAAGGCUGUGAGAGCCACCCUCAUCCUCAUCCCUCUGCUGGGGGUACAGUUCGUCCUAUUCCCUUGGAGGCCCGAGGGACGCAUCAGCCGGGCCAUCUAUGACUUCUUUGUAAAUAUCUUCUGCCAUUUCCAGGGACUCCUGGUGGCAAUUAUAUACUGUUUCUGCAAUGCUGAGGCCCAAACGGCUCUGAAGAGAAAAUGGGCCCAGUGGAAGUCGGCCUGGGAUAAGACGGGCUGGGGCGAGACCCCCUCCACCAACCACAGCCACUUCAGCUACCACAACAAUUCCUCCUUCACAGAGACCAGCCGUGCCACCGUAAGCUUGGAGCAGCCCAAUGCUCACUGGAAGACCGGUGAGAACGCUCCCUUCCUGUCCGAGAGCAGCACGGUGUGCGGCAACAGGGAGGCGGACAUGAUGAACAAGCUGCAGACAACCAACAUUUGAUGCCGAUGACGACCCUUUUUCGUCAGAACAGAGCCCUGGUCUUUCGUAUUUUAAGAGCACUGAAAAAGCCAUCGUAUUUUCAGAGUUUAGGCACUGUAAGACAUACAUAAAUUAUAUUACUGUGUAGUGAUUAUAUAUGUCAUAAUGUUAUACAUAUACCUGUAUGUUGUGCCUGAUGACAUACUGUAAUUCCUCAUAUAGUGUCUUUACUCAACGGCAGGGACUACCAGGUGAAUAUUAGGGGUAAGGCCUUUAUCAGGCAGGAACUUUUCAUUGUACAAAUGUAUUUUUAUAAUAUUACAUAGUACUGUAUAUAUAGUUUUGCCAUUUUCUACAAAUAUAUAAAUAGUUUGAUUACAAUCAUAUACGUAUUACUAUGACAUAACAAGUAUAAUAUUCUAUGUUUAAAUGUGUAGCAGCUUUUACUCUAGAAGCAUUUCUUUUAAGGCCACUGUAAAUUUCAUCUGUAAAGCUGCCAUGUCAAGAUGUGUGCAUUAUGGUAAUUAGUAGCGGUGAAAUGAUUCAUCCACGACAUUGAUUCAUCAGUUUAUAUUCCUAUGAUUCAACUACAUCGAUCUGCGCUUAACAAGUUUCCAUUCCAGAUGACAAAUAUCGAUCUAACAUCAUUUAAAAGGUAAUCCAGCGAUUGAAUCGAUACUACGAAAUGAAGCAUUGGAUUUAAGCAUGGCAGGUUUUCUAUGGAUGCGUGUUUUUUUUUUUUAUUGCACUUUUAAUUAUAAAAAUGUUAAAUGUUACCGAUUCAGUCUGCCUGACAUCAUCACCAUGGGAGUUGUAGUUGGCCUGUGAAAUACAGUUGAUUCGCUUCUU